AUGAGAGGAGAAGACGGUGCUUUUAUGAUUCAAGAUCCAUCCCGAGAUCUGCUGAUACCGUUAGUGCAAAGUGAACGGUGCUGGGCAUUAGCGAACGAGUUAAAGGACGACAACUUGAUGGGCGGACCGAUGAACGCCGUGAAGAGAGCGCACGCAAAGAAACGCUUAAAGAAAGCAUGCGGACAUGCCAAAGAGUUUAAAGAUGCGUGUGCACACUAUGGAGAUGCAAAGUUAAAGUUAGAAAGCGAAGCGUAUUGCUCGUACAUGCUCGGCGUGGCGGAUCUCAACGAUACGAUGAAGGAAAAUUGUGGCGCGGUUGCGGUGAGGGAGUUAACGCGAGCCAAGAAGAUUUACGAGUUGCUCGGCAAAGUAGGACCGACGGAGCACAAGAUGAACUGCGAAGGACGUGCGAGAGAAGUGGCGCUGAUGGUAUCUACGGGAAUGAGACAAGCAAAGGAUGUUAUUGAUGUGAAGAAGGAAGUAGCUGAGGUGGAGAGAGAGGUGGAGAACUCGACGAACAUAAGGGAAGCGACGGAAUUUUUGAAACUGAGCGAUCCUCUUCUCACUGGAGGUGACACCGCGUUAGCUACUCACAUACAGUGGAGAGGUAAACAAUUCAAAGUAUACGGUGAAUAUGGCAUGCGAACGUACGGAGCUGUUCAUAAAAUACUCAAUCGAUUGAAGAACGAAGCGAGCACACUUUCUGUGGACAAAACGUUGACGUUGUACAAGAAACUUUUCGUGCACAUUGAAGAGACGAAAAAGCACUUAUCUAAAGCUUGUCGUGACGCGGAAAGUAUGUCAUUUGGCUCUGAAUACGACGAAGAAGAUUUGGCGCAACUUCGCUUAUCGACCCAAGCCUUAGACGUGUUAGUAUUGGAGAAGGAAAUUGCAAGAGACCUAUUUUUAGCGGAGCAAUUAGGCGCGAAACUAUUCGAUAAAUCGGCCACGAUGAAGCACAAAUCAGAUCGAAAUCUGAAAUUCGAGCACUUGGUUCGCGUGUAUGAUGCUUUAAUCGCGAGUAAUUACAUCUUAGCGGACGCUGCUAUGGAAAUCAUUCGAGGCGCGGAUGCAGACGCAGUCAUCGAAAAGCUCGAAUCCGAUAUCGACGACGAUAUUGAAAAGUACAAGAAAUCGAGAGAAGAAGCGUUGCAGGGGGCAUUGACGGAGCCGAACGAUCCAAUCGCAUCAAAGGUGAAAACAAUGAAGGUAUCUUCAACGGGAGGAAUGCCGAGAGUUGUUUUGGAAGGGAAAAAUAUCGCGGAAUUCGUUUACAACCGAGGUGAACCUUCUGUUCAGUUUGAACAAGCACGGGCCCAGCAUGCUAAAGCGACGGGAAUUCCAACUCCCGUAUCACCAAUUCCUUCACCAAGAGCGAAAGCGAAAAAGAAUCAAAAUGAAUCGGACUCGGAAGGAUUCCAUUCUGCGGACGAAGAAGAGUCGGAUUACGAAUCGUCUGAAUAUUCCGGAAGUAGCGAUUAUGAGAGUAGCGAUUAUGAAGACGCCGGUCCUGGAUAUAUAUCUUCCGCGGCUGGUGCGUUGGGUAAAUUAUUUUCUCGAGGAUAG
This is a messenger RNA of Bathycoccus prasinos, 1566 nucleotides long. RefSeq lists its product with no specific name. Lineage: Eukaryota; Viridiplantae; Chlorophyta; Mamiellophyceae; Mamiellales; Bathycoccaceae. The record is from RefSeq and is a predicted model, not a curated record. Gene Ontology annotation, biological process: SRP-dependent cotranslational protein targeting to membrane. The transcript has a single exon. Gene Ontology annotation, molecular function: endoplasmic reticulum signal sequence receptor activity; 7S RNA binding; signal recognition particle binding. The coding region runs from base 1 to 1566 and encodes 521 amino acids. Gene Ontology annotation, cellular component: signal recognition particle, endoplasmic reticulum targeting.